CCUUUGACCGUAUCUGGCCGUAGCACCACUCCACCUACAACAUGGAGGAGGACUAGCCAGCGACCAUGGUAAAUGGAUCCAUGAUGAAAUCCAGAUUUACUCCUUGACCUCUGAAUUUACAUGGAAUCCAUGACGAGAAACACAUGGCGAAGAUGCACGAAAUAAACUAGGACUCCUCCUCUUCUCUUUGCUUGAAGUAUUCAAUUCAGAUUCUGACGAGGAGGUCUAGUCGGCGAGGCAACCGCGCCAAGCCGCCAGCACGAAACACCGGCAGUAGCAGGCAGAGCUAACGCCAUCAUCACCGGCCAACAUAAAUAUACGAGUACUACCACCACGGCGAACGUUUUGCUGCCACUACCCAGCUACUAGCAGUACGCACGCACGUAGUGCGGCGGCAAAAGCAAUCUGAAACAGGGGUUGGUGGAGGCGAGCGAGCGAGCGGGCGGCGUUUGGUUUCGUCGUCGGCGGUACUGGUACCGACCACCGAGCAGGCGAUGGAGACGGUGGAGGAGGACGUGGAGGAGUACAGUUGGAGGGAGGUGGUGCUGCCGCGCCUCAUCCCGGUCGUCCCCCACGCCGCGCCGGAGCUCGAGCGCGAGACCGGGGAGCGCCGCCGCGGCAGGGACCUGCUCGUCGCCAUCGACUUCGGCCCCAACUCCAGGCACGCCUUCCGCUGGGCGCUCGCCCACCUCGCGCGCAUCGCCGACACCCUCCACCUCGUCCACGCCGUCUCCAGUGUGCAUAAUGAUCUGGUAUACAACAAAAGUCAGGAACUAAUGGAUGAGUUGGCCGUCGAGGCAUUCAAGGAGUCACUGGUCCACACCAAGGCACGGAUUGUUGAAGGGGAUGCUGGAAAGGUUAUUUGCCGAGAAGCAGAGCGACUGAAGCCAGCAGCCGUCAUUAUUGGCACACGUGGUCGAAGCCUUAUUCAGAGUGUGUUGCAGGGAAGUGUCAGUGAGUAUUGCUUCCACAACUGUAAAGCAGCACCAGUUAUCAUUGUCCCAGGCAAAGAAGCUGGUGAACAGUCUGUGCUUUAAAGAGGGGACGACAAGUAGGAGACAGCGGUGCACUGGUUUGGUGUCGCACCUUCAGUUUAAUGUAAUUUAUCUGAUAAGAUGUGUGCAUGCUGUUGUUCUGGAUUUGUUUGUAGUGAGAAUAUUUAUUCUGAACAAGGUAGCGAGAACAUAUUGUAAAUGCUUUUGCUGUAAUCUGAACCAUUUGUGUAGCUCGGCAGUGAAGAAUUGCGGAUUGCUUA
Molecule: messenger RNA, 1255 nt
Organism: Triticum dicoccoides
Lineage: Eukaryota; Viridiplantae; Streptophyta; Magnoliopsida; Poales; Poaceae
Product: universal stress protein A-like protein
Exons: 5
Coding region: 495-1037 (180 amino acids)
Source: RefSeq, a predicted model, not a curated record